Messenger RNA from Nicotiana tabacum (common tobacco), 885 nucleotides. Lineage: Eukaryota; Viridiplantae; Streptophyta; Magnoliopsida; Solanales; Solanaceae. The record is from RefSeq and is a predicted model, not a curated record.
CCAACUUUGCCAAAUACUGUCACUCUUCGGCUCUCAACAAAUCUCAAAAGCCCUUUACCUUUUUCUGCUUUUUCUCCCUCGAGAACUCCGCUUACUUUCGUUUACUUGUUUCACCCCCAGAUCAGCAGCCAACCCCCACAUCUUCUAUCGGUAAAACAUGUCGACCGUGAGACUUCCUCCCACCUGCAUGUUCAAAGCUGCUCCUCAAACUCAGAAAAAGAGCGCAUUUGUUAAAAUCCCAUCUUCUCUGGGUUCUGUGCGGAGCAUCUCGAAAUCCAUUGGCUUGAAAGCUGACUCUGGUUUUAGAGCAUCAGCAAACGUGUACAAGGUCAAGCUGGUUUGUCCAGAUGGUACAGAACAUGAGUUUGAAGCACCAUCUGAUACAUACAUUCUCGAUGCUGCUGAGGAAGCUGGAGUCGAACUCCCUUAUUCGUGCAGGGCCGGUGCUUGCUCGACUUGUGCUGGUAAGAUAGAGUCGGGCUCUGUCGAUCAAUCUGACGGAUCUUUUCUGGACGACAAUCAAAUGAAAGAGGGUUAUCUGCUUACGUGUGUUUCUUACCCAACCUCUGAUUGUGUGAUCCACACUCACAAGGAGGGUGAUCUUUACUAGGUAUCCGAGUUUAAGUUAUGCUGAUGAUCUUGGUCUAAAGGUAAAGCAGCUAUAUAAUGCUGUUGUCAGAACUAUGGUUAAAUCAAAAACAUGUCUUGUUUCAUAAAAUGCUUAUGUAAUGCAGCCUUCUUCUAAGUGCCUACUGGUUCUGUGUUUAUCCCAAUCAUCCCCUUACACCUUGCUAGUAAUAGAUUGUUUGUUCACCAGUAAAGUUUAUGCUUAAUAAGCGUAACUCUUCCCGUUUUGAAAUAUUUUAUUGUGCUGCAAUUUCUGGA